AUGAAGACUUACACCUUCAUUGCCGCCAUUGGUGCUCUCUCUAGAGUAUCCGUCGCCAGAGAGCUGGAGCCUAGUGCCGAGUUAUCGGCAUGGUAUGACACUGGUGCGGCGCAUCAAGAGAGCAUGGGGCACAAGAUCGCUCAAUGGGAACAAUCCGAGGCCGAAGGAAAGUUCGACUCGACUCAGUGGACGGGCCGUGUCAAGGACUAUCUCGCGUGCAAGAAUGGCAAGGUAGAGCUCGUCAAGGGCGACCCUCUUCAGACGUUUAGAUGCAAAGAUCUCGACCUUUAUGACUUCCAACCUCACGCAGCCUUUGGCAACUCCACUGGUAGAGGUUCCGGAUCGUGGGGAUGGACGUCACCCAACGGCCGAGAGUUUUUCGCGAUUGGACAGCUCGACGGUACCGCCUUUGCGGAGAUCUCCAAGAAGGGUAAGCUGGUCUACCUCGGAACGCUGCCGUACUUCUCGGAGCCAAGCAGAUGGCGCGAGAUCAAGACGUACAAGAACUAUCUUGUCGUUGGUAGUGAGGCCCCUGGUCAUGGGAUCCAGUUUUUUGACUUGCGCAAGCUCCUCGACAUUGACCCCAAGAACCCUGUUGUCUUCUCCAACGAGAAAGACUUGACGGCUCACUGGAUUGAAGCUCUGCCUCUCGGUCGCAGCCAUAAUGUGGUUGUCAAUGAGGAAAAGGGGUACGCUGUUGCCGUCGGUGCUCAGCCCCGUCGCAAUCUGCCGUGUGACUCGGGGCUGCAGUUCCUCGAUCUUGCCGACAUCAACAACCCGCUGUACCUGGGAUGCGCUGCUGGCGACGGCUAUGUUCACGACGCGCAGUGCAUCGUGUACCGCGGACCUGACGUCAAGUACUGGGGUCGCGACAUCUGCUACGGCUACAACGAGGAUACCUUGACUAUCUACGAUGUGACCCACAAGAACAGCACCAGCAUCAUUUCUCGUACUACCUACGAGGGAGCCACCUAUACGCAUCAAGGCUGGGUCAUUGAUCCCAACUGGCAGGACUUUUUGGUGCUGGACGAUGAGAUUGACGAGCGCAAUAAGACAGGCCCGGCCGCUGACGGCUUUCCCGUGACCUACUUCUGGGAUAUCAGAUCCCUCGAGAAGCCCAAAAACUCUGGCAUCUUCAAGGGCACCGUCCGCAGUGUCGACCAUAACCAAUUCAUCCACCGCGGUCUAUCGUACCAGAGCAAUUACGGUGCGGGACUACGCAUCUUGGACAUCUCGUCCAUUCGGUGGGAUCCCACAGCCAAGAACGUCAAGGAGAUUGCCUACUUUGACAUCUUCCCGGAAGACGACAAUGAGCCUGGCGGUGGAGCAAACAACUACACUGGUACCUGGAGCCACUACCCUUACUUCAAGAGCGGUUACAUUGUUAUCAACACCAUUGAGCGCGGCGUUUGGGUUGUGAAACGAUCCAACCCGUGGUGGUGGCCUUGGUAA
Molecule: messenger RNA, 1452 nt
Organism: Colletotrichum orchidophilum
Lineage: Eukaryota; Fungi; Ascomycota; Sordariomycetes; Glomerellales; Glomerellaceae
Exons: 5
Coding region: 1-1452 (483 amino acids)
Cellular component (GO): extracellular region
Source: RefSeq, a predicted model, not a curated record